Leguminivora glycinivorella is the source of this 1168-nucleotide messenger RNA. RefSeq lists its product as uncharacterized. The coding region runs from base 393 to 854 and encodes 153 amino acids. The record is from RefSeq and is a predicted model, not a curated record. NCBI's taxonomy places the organism in Eukaryota, Metazoa, Arthropoda, Insecta, Lepidoptera, Tortricidae. The transcript has 3 exons.
UAACAGUGCAUAAGUCGUGUAUUUCAUAACUUUCAUAAGCAAUUACAAAUCACCUUCUUCGACAUGCUGAUAUUAUUUUCUUGAAAACUAACAAAUGUUAAAAACUUUAUGAAUCCAACUUUAUAGUGGCAAUACGCAUGCGUGCCUGUCGUCGUAGCGUAGCGACGUCCAUUGAUCCAACAUACUCGUACAAAGUUUCGAAAGCAAUAGAAUAUUGUUUGAUCAAAUACUGUAUUUCAAUUAUCAGAACGCGGACAUUGUAAGAUCCCAGUAAAGAACUUGAAAUUACCGCCCUGCAACUAGAAAAAGUUCAGUAACUCGAAGUCGACUACCGUCAAAUACCAUAUUUUCGACCUAUUUAACUAGUUCGCGCAAUUUCUGACUUUAUCGAUAUGUCAUCGCCCGAGACAAGUUCCCGCGCCAGCCCUAAGCGGCGCCCGCCGCCUCCACCAGUGCCCUCGAGCUCACCGGUGCGACACCCGCGCUCCUUCAAGCUUCGCUUCGCGGCCCAGCGCGUGCCGGGACACUCAAACCAGUCCGCCGUCCGCCCGCUUAAGCUACCUGCCGUGGUGACGGACAAGUUCUGGCGUCGCACCGGGAGGGAGGAGGCCAUGGAUGAGGAAUCUGAGCAGCGGGCUCUGGACAAAGUGCAAGCCAUGUUCCAGAUGGGGCCGAGAGAGAAACAUGAGAGGCCCGUACAGUCUUCGCAUGAAUACGGGUGGUGGGAGUCCUAUGCCCCUCAGAUCUGGGCAGCUCCGAGGAAUGACCGGCGCCUGCACCAUGGUCUGAGGGACUCCGCGUGGCUCAAGCUGCGGGCUCGGGAAUUAGUGGAGCCGCCACAGCGGAAACGAUAGUGUGAAGGCUCAUUGAAGGCACAUAUAGUGCGGGCCCACAAGCUUGUGGAGCCCAAGGAAUGGGAUAGUUAAAGGAAGCAUGGCGCACCAUGUUGGGGACUAUGUGCGACGGUCUGACAAUAGAACAACAAUAGUAAAUAGUCGCCCCCAGUACAAUACUGUAAGAGAGAUCACAGUUGUUGAAUUUCAUUUUGUGAGCACUUUAGUAAGCCUUAGUAUUUAAGUAAAUAGCUGUAUUUUUAAGCAGUUUGGCAGCUUCAAUAAGUUCACAUGUGUUAUCGAUGGUGUUGCUGACUCCAAGACUGAAUUAUUAA